This is a messenger RNA of Lagopus leucura (white-tailed ptarmigan), 973 nucleotides long. RefSeq names its product leucine rich adaptor protein 1 like (gene LURAP1L). Lineage: Eukaryota; Metazoa; Chordata; Aves; Galliformes; Phasianidae. The transcript is spliced from 2 exons. The coding region runs from base 1 to 585 and encodes 194 amino acids. The record is from RefSeq and is a predicted model, not a curated record. Gene Ontology annotation, biological process: positive regulation of canonical NF-kappaB signal transduction.
AUGGAGCCCGGCGCGGCCCCCGACCUCCGCGACGUCGAGCAGAAGCUGGGGCGCAAAGUGCCCGAGAGCCUGGCGCGGCCGCUGCGCGGGGAGGAGCACCCGGGUCGCGCAGCCGCCGCCGCCGAGCCUACUCGCGGCCCCGCUGCGGCCCCCAGCCGGCGCCGCGCCGCCGCCCUCGCGCGUCUGGAGACCAAACUUCGCCUCCUGAGGCAGGAGAUGAUUAAUCUCCGUGCCACUGAUGUGAAACUUAUGCGACAACUACUCAUCAUCAAUGAAAGUAUUGAAUCAAUCAAGUGGAUGAUUGAAGAGAAAGGCAUUGCCAGCAGAGGGAGCAGUUUGAGUGGCAGCCUGUGCAGCUUAUUGGAAAGUCAGGACACAUCCUUCCAUGGCAGCUGUAGCAGUUUACAGGACUGUAGUGAUGGUCUGGAUGGAAUAUCAGUGGGAAGUUACUUGGACACUUUAGUUGAUGAUGUUCCUGGUCACCAAACACCAUCUGAUGUAGACCAGUUCAGUGAUUCUUCUAUUAUGGAAGACUCACAUAAGCAUCCCAAAAUUGAUUCAGAUGAGUACUACUGUUUUGGUUAAUAAAAGCAAGUUCCAGUGGGACAUUCAUGCACUUGUAUUUAUCCUUUUUCUUUGCUGCUAUUUUAUUUCACAUGCAAAAAAUCCAAACUUCUCUUGGAAGAAAAAUAUACUAUUAUAUUUUGAUUCCACUUCAGAACUAUUUUGUUUCUUCUAACACAUUUCCUCCUCAAAAAGUUGUCUGCCUCUCUCCUCCUUGCCUUUUCUUUCUUUUAAUUUAUUGUUGCAAUUUUUCUUUUUGUUGCUUUUUUUUUUCUUCAUUACUAAUUACUAUAUUUACAAGUCUUUAAAAGUGGUGAAGGAGAAGCUUUAUCUUUAAAAUGAGACUUCAGGGGAUGACAGCAUCAAUUUUGUACUCGUUGGCAAUAAAAUAUAUUCUGAUAAAUAAAAA